This is a messenger RNA of Lipotes vexillifer (Yangtze River dolphin), 657 nucleotides long. RefSeq names its product RAS related (gene RRAS). The record is from RefSeq and is a predicted model, not a curated record. Gene Ontology annotation, cellular component: membrane. Lineage: Eukaryota; Metazoa; Chordata; Mammalia; Artiodactyla; Lipotidae. Gene Ontology annotation, biological process: signal transduction. The transcript has 6 exons. The coding region runs from base 1 to 657 and encodes 218 amino acids. Gene Ontology annotation, molecular function: GTP binding; GTPase activity.
AUGAGCAGCGGGGCGGCGUCCGGGACAGGGCGGGGGCGGCCCCGGGGCGGGGGGCCGGGGCCCGGGGACCCCCCACCCAGCGAGACACACAAGCUGGUGGUCGUGGGCGGCGGCGGCGUGGGCAAGAGCGCGCUGACCAUCCAGUUCAUCCAGUCUUACUUCGUGUCUGACUACGACCCCACUAUUGAAGACUCCUACACGAAGAUCUGCAUGGUGGAUGGUGUCCCAGCCCGGCUAGACAUUCUGGACACCGCUGGCCAGGAGGAGUUCGGUGCUAUGCGGGAGCAGUACAUGCGUGCCGGCCAUGGCUUCCUGCUGGUGUUUGCCAUUAACGACCGGCAGAGUUUCAACGAGGUGGGCAAGCUCUUCACGCAGAUCCUCCGAGUCAAGGACCGAGAUGACUUCCCCAUCGUGUUGGUCGGGAACAAGGCAGAUCUGGAGACACAGCGCCAGGUCCCCCGAUCCGAAGCCUCCACCUUCAGCGCCUCCCACCAUGUGGCCUACUUCGAGGCCUCGGCCAAACUGCGCCUCAAUGUGGACGAGGCCUUCGAGCAGCUGGUGCGGGCCGUCCGGAAGUACCAGGAACAAGAGCUCCCGCCCCGCCCGCCCAGCGCCCCCAGGAAGAAGGACAGGGGCUGCCCCUGCGCCCUCCUGUAG